AUAAUAUCAAGAAAAAGUAGAAACUCAAAUAUUCAAGUGAUUCAACGGUCAAACACGUUGGUAAUAACAUGAAAUUAUGGAAAUAAUAAUUUAUAUUCUGAUUUCUGAUUUCUGUGCCCUGUGGUAAUAUGUUCAUAUCUUGAAGUUUUGACCUGACUGUUCGAAAAUCGAAAUCGGGUUACCUAGACGUUAUAACCGUAGAAAAAGAAUACAUAAUAUUAUAGUCUUAUGCUGUGUUAUAAUAAAACUACCAUAUCGGUGUCGCGUAAAAAACAGUAAUAUUUCAGUCUACUUUAGUAAUAUAAUUAGUAUAAUAUUUAAAUAAUGAGUUGAGAGUUGACUGUUGUGUAUUCUUUGUGUUUUGUUGUACUCUAAUCAACUUGAUUUCUUUAAAGUGCUAAUCGAAAAUGUCUGCAAAACUACCUAGCCCCAAACAUUUAUCUGUACUUAGGAAAUAUUUUGGUCAUUCUACUUUUCGUGCUAUGCAAUGGGAUAUCAUCUAUGCAGUAUUGGAGGAAAAGAGAGAUGCUUGUGUUGUAAUGUCAACGGGAUAUGGAAAAAGUCUUUGUUACCAGUAUCCAGCAGUUUAUUCCAAAGGCCUGACUAUAGUAGUCUCACCCCUUAUAUCGUUAAUGAAGGAUCAAGUACUCUCUUUGGAGAUGGCCAAUAUAAAAGCAUGUCUAUUGGGUUCAGCGCAGUCUUCAAAAGCAAAUGCCAUUAACGAUUUAUUUUCCGGAGAUGUUAGAGUUUUAUACAUCACUCCAGAAUGGUCGGCCACGGAAUCAUCCAAAGGUAUACUUGCAGAUUUACAAAAAAAAGUUAAAAUUGUUGCAGUUGCUAUUGACGAGGCACAUUGCGUUAGUCAGUGGGGAUUUGAUUUUCGAUCUUCUUAUAGAAAUCUAGGAAAUUUGAAGAAAAUGCUACCCGACGUACCUUUUUUGGCUUUAACUGCAACUGCGACACCGUUAGUGCGAAAAGACAUUUGCAGUUCUCUAAAACUGAACAACCCAAAAUAUGUCUGUACCGGAUUUGAUAGAAAAAAUUUAUAUUUUGAAGUUUCUUUAAAAACUAAAAGUAUAUACUCCGACUUAAGCAAACUUAUGAAAAAGGAUGGUUUGAAAGUUGACUUUGAAGGUGCGACCAUAAUAUAUUGUCCUACAAAAAAACAAACCGAAGCUGUUGCAAUGGAAUUAAUGAGUAAUCGAAUCAAAUGUGACGUUUAUCAUGCCGAUAUUGCUUUGAGCAAACGGAACUUGGUACAUGAGAAUUUUGUGAAAGACAAUUUGCAAGUAGUAGUUGCUACAGUCGCUUUCGGCAUGGGAAUUGACAAACCAGAUGUUCGCCGGGUAAUACAUUAUGGUGCUCCAAAAGACAUAGAGUCAUAUUAUCAAGAAGUUGGUCGUGCCGGCCGCGACGGUUUGCCGGCAACUUGUCAUAUAUUUUACAAUCAGGCAGACAUUUUGCUUAAUAGACAUAUUAUAUUUGCAAAUUUGACUAACAACGCUUAUCGAGCACACAGGGAAAAAAUGGCAAAAGUCAUAGAGCAGUUUUUAGAAACCAGAAAGUGCAGACGAGAAUUAUUAUUAACAUACUUUGAAGAUGAUACUACUGUUACAAAGAGCGAUGAUAAUAUUGCUAAGAACAAUAAUUGCUGUGACAAUUGUACUCACACCCAAUUGUAUGGUGAAAAAAAAUCAAAUAGAUCUAUAGAUCUUACUGACGAUAUUCAAUUAGUUUUACAAUGUGUGGACGCUGUGGAAGGAAGAUUUGGUCUUAUACUGACUGUGAAUUUUAUUUGUGGUAAAAAAAAUGAAAAAUUCUACCAACGUUUAUUAAAUCAUGAAUUGUACGGCAAAGGAAAAUAUAACACUGAACCUUACUGGAAAGCAUUAACCAAAUUGUGCCUUAGAGAAAGUUUAAUCCAACAAAUACCGUGUAACUCAUUUGGGCAGGGUAAUACAAAUUUUUUUCCGAUUAAUACAAUUGCCGUUUCAAAAAAAGGUUAUGAGUUUAUGAAAAAGGGAAAAAAUACUAAUAUCGAAAUAGAUCCAUCGGAUGAGGUGUUACGAUUGUUUAAAUCGAAACAUUUAAACAGUUCAAAUGAAUCAGCCCACGGACGAUGGGUUGGAACCUUAGAAAAGAGACUACAAGAUCCGGUUAACAAAUUUAUUCACCAAAGUCAACAAGACGACAAUAAACAGACUGAAGAAAGUAGCAAUUUAGAAAACAAACUGUACUCGUCAUUAGUCAUGUACCGAAUGACUUUGGCACGACAAUCAGAUUGUAUGCCAUACAUGGUUGCCAGUAAUAAGAUGUUAAUUGACGUGGCUAAGUUGAAACCUAAGAGUGUUGCUGAAUUAAAAAACAUCGAGGGAUUUAUCGAUGCGAAAAUAGAGCGUUUCGGUCCAGCAAUAAUAGACAAAGUAAAAGAAAUCUGUAGUAAAUUUGAAUGGAUUACAAAAGUUGAGGAAUCAAGCCAAUGUUCAACAAGCCAAGAAACCAGUGUUUGCGAUAGUCUAUGGGACGAGUGUGACGAUGAUAUCUUUAGUGAUAUUUGCGAAGUAAAAGAAAUUGAAUUGGCCAAAAACCAGUGUGAAAUUAAAGUAACCAGCGAGACUAUUACGAAUCAUUCCACUUCUAUUACAACAACCACUCCAAAGAGAAAGUAUUGUUCCAUCGAAAAGGACUGCUCGCAAAAAAGUAUAAGUGAAAUUAAACAAAAAAAGAAAGCUAUGAUAAAUCAAUUAAAAAAAAAUACUCUUUUUAAGUAAUUCAAAUAAUAAAAGAGUGCUGUAUGUGUUCAACUAAUAUUAUUAUUAUUUAAAAAGAAAAGAGCAAUACUUUCAGUCUGAUUAUUUUUUAUUAUGAUUAUAUAAACUUAAGCAAACAUUUCUUUAUAUCUUAUUGUUCUGUGAUAUUUAUUUUAUUAAGAAAAAUGUAUGUAAAACUUGUAUAUAGAUUUAUUAUUAAGAGUAAUUA
Messenger RNA from Adelges cooleyi (spruce gall adelgid), 2979 nucleotides. RefSeq names its product bifunctional 3'-5' exonuclease/ATP-dependent helicase WRN-like. Gene Ontology annotation, molecular function: nucleic acid binding; 3'-5' DNA helicase activity; ATP binding. Gene Ontology annotation, biological process: DNA replication; double-strand break repair via homologous recombination; telomere maintenance. NCBI's taxonomy places the organism in Eukaryota, Metazoa, Arthropoda, Insecta, Hemiptera, Adelgidae. Gene Ontology annotation, cellular component: nucleus; nucleoplasm; cytoplasm. The transcript is spliced from 14 exons. The coding region runs from base 408 to 2771 and encodes 787 amino acids. The record is from RefSeq and is a predicted model, not a curated record.